Panicum hallii is the source of this 1886-nucleotide messenger RNA. RefSeq names its product FAD synthetase, chloroplastic-like. The coding region runs from base 275 to 1453 and encodes 392 amino acids. The transcript is spliced from 6 exons. Gene Ontology annotation, molecular function: FMN adenylyltransferase activity; protein C-terminal S-isoprenylcysteine carboxyl O-methyltransferase activity. Gene Ontology annotation, cellular component: endoplasmic reticulum. The record is from RefSeq and is a predicted model, not a curated record. NCBI's taxonomy places the organism in Eukaryota, Viridiplantae, Streptophyta, Magnoliopsida, Poales, Poaceae. Gene Ontology annotation, biological process: C-terminal protein methylation; riboflavin biosynthetic process.
GGCGACGUGGCCUGUCCCUUCCUGUGCGUUGGAACCUGCUUGCGCAUCGCACGUAAACCGUCCUGACCCCGGCCGAGACGGCGACACGGGAUGUGCGAAUCGCACCUCAUCUAACGGGCAGCGGCCCGGACAGGCUGCCGCCACCCGCCUCAGCCAGCGAGCGGCGAGGAAGAAGACGACGCGGCCCGCCAAGCUCCCGCCCCCCCCCCCCCCCCCCCCCCCCCCGGCCAAAGGAACAGGAAGCCCGCGCCCUCCGGCGCGUGGUGGGAGUGGGAUGGAGAGGGGCGCCGCUGCUGCGCUCGGCUGCGCCCUCCGCUCCCCUUCUCCCUCCCCGUCCCCGGCGCCCCAGUGGCCGCCGCUCCUCCCCUGCCCCCGCCGCGGCCCGCCCGGGCCUCCCCGCCCCCUCCUGCCGCCCGCGCUCCGCUUUAGUCAAAACAGACCUCUAGACAUGAAGAAGGGGCAGAGUAGCAACUCACUUAAGACCUUCAGCUCAUCUGGACACUCAGGGGUCAGACAGAACGAUGACGAUUUAGUUAACGGCAAGCUCCUAAUAGAUUGUGGAGAAGAUCAAGAUUGUGUGCUCGGUGGCAUAGUUGCGCUGGGAAAGUUUGAUGCCCUUCACAUUGGUCAUCGGGAAUUGGCAAUGCAUGCUUCUAAAGCAGGGACUCCUUUUCUUCUUUCUUUUGUGGGAAUGGCCGAAGUACUUGGCUGGACAUAUAGGCCUCCUAUAGUUGCUCAGUGUGAUCGCAAGCGAGUCCUUUCAUCUUGGGCUCCAUACUGUAGGAAUGUCAUACCUCUUGAAUACCAAGUUGAGUUUUCAAAGGUCCGGUCCCUAUCUCCACGGCAAUUUGUUGAAAGGUUAUCAAAGGAUCUUAGAAUAAAAGGUGUUGUGGCAGGUGAAAAUUACAGAUUUGGUUAUAAAGCAUCAGGUGAUGCAGCUGAGUUAGUUAAACUAUGUGAGGAAUUUGGUUUAAGCGCAUUCAUUGUACGCUCUGUCAUGGACACAGCAAAAAGAUCUCAUAAUGGAGCUGCAGCUGCUAUAAAUUCAAGUGAUAAAGGACAGGUUUCUUCCAGCCGUGUCCGCCAUGCAUUGGCUAUGGGUGACAUGGAAUAUGUCUCCGAAUUACUAGGGAGGAAACACCGUCUUGUGCUAAUGGUUAACCAAAAGUGCCUUCAUGAAAGGAAAAAGAUUGUACUCCCUAAUUCCUGCAUGUUGAACAUGCCACCAGCUGAAGGUCUGUAUGAAAACUGCAACCUUGUUAAUGGAGAGUAUCUUGGACCAUGUAGAGUGAUCAUCAACUCUGACACCAUCGUCAUUGAGAUGAAAGAUGAGAACAGUUUGUCUCCCAAUCCUAUUCAAGAAGUUGGGCAAUUAGGAGAAGACUUUCGUAGAAAUACUGCAAGGGAAGUCAAAGACUGUGUUCAAGUAUGCAGUUUGCCUCACCAUGAUUGAGUUCAGGAGCAUCUUGUAGUCUCACAAGAAUGCUUUCUUCCAGAAAAGUCAAGAUCAGUCCAAUCUUGCCAUACAAGGAGGACUGUGGGAUCAAGGUGACAUUUCUUUUGAUCUGACAACUUGCAUCCAUCGAAUCAAAUGCUGGGAAGGGGCUUAUCUUCCAACUUCACAUCAUGUAGCUUAUACAUUGUAGUUUUAGUUCAUACAUUGGUAGGGAGCAUGGUUGGUCAUUUGUCAACAUUGUAGUAUCUGUUAUUACUUGAAUGUUUAGUUGUUACAAUUAGAACUUUUCUGAUAAAGAACAUUUGAGAUCUCUCCAGAUUUCUUUUAUACAAACUUGCAGCUGUCCUUUUGGCUGCUGCUAGCAUGUAGAAACACUAUUUGUUAGACAUGCUUAAUAACACCUGGAGACUAAAGAGAGUUUUUCUAUUAA